AUGGCUACAGAGACCAACGAGGACAAGGCUGCUGGAAUACAAGACAGCAAAAUCAGAAGCCAAAAAGGCUUUAGGAACGUCAACGGAACAAUAAUAGUCAGUAAAGAGGAGGUGCACGCUAGAUGGAAAGAAUAUUUCCAACAACUCUUAAAUGGAGGAACAUGCCUUGAUAACGAUGCACAUACAUCAGAUCCCAGGCUCUACAACAACAACCCUCACAGCGAAGACGUCCCACCUUCUUUUCGGGAAGUGGAAUCCACAAUGGGAAAAUUAAAGAACCGGAAGGCACCUGGAAAGAAUAACAUCCCCGCAGAGCUGGUGAAAUGGUGGUGGCACAAAAUCAUAAAGCAGAUAUGGACUAAAGAAAUCCUUCCAGAGGAUUGGAAGAAAGGAGUUAUAUGCCCAAUUUUUAAGAAAGGUGACAAAUUCGAAUGCACCAAUUAUAGAGAUAUCACACUACUAAGCGCAGCUUAUAAAAUUUGUCCACAAUCAUCAAGAACCAGAUGGAACCAUAUACAGAACAAAUCUUGCGAGAAUACUAAGCAGGGACUUCAAAUAAUCUACGUAGAGCUGGACAAAGCGGCGGAAAGGAUCGGUCUACAAAUAAACGAAGAUAAGAACAAGGUUCUAGUUACGACUAGAAAAACAUGA
This is a messenger RNA of Cataglyphis hispanica, 651 nucleotides long. RefSeq lists its product as uncharacterized. The record is from RefSeq and is a predicted model, not a curated record. Bases 1 to 651 code for a protein of 216 amino acids. NCBI's taxonomy places the organism in Eukaryota, Metazoa, Arthropoda, Insecta, Hymenoptera, Formicidae. The transcript has 4 exons.